Molecule: messenger RNA, 1041 nt
Organism: Symbiodinium sp. CCMP2456
Lineage: Eukaryota; Dinophyceae; Suessiales; Symbiodiniaceae
Source: the annotation of a GenBank genome assembly
AUGCCCGACGCUACCGGCAGCCCAACCGUGCAGGAGCCAACCCCACCGCAAGCACGACCGCUGAGAUCACCUUGUCCGGAGGGCUUGUUGCAAGCACAUUGGUUACACGUUAGGAAUUGGAUACACGAGACGCCGGACCCCCCCCCCAGCGUGACUGCAAAGAAGCCAAGCCCGACAGGACCACGGUCACCGGGCGCGCAGCAUGCGGAAGACCCCCCCCAAGCAGACCGGCCGAGCGACGCGAGCCGGGUCCACGAGACGGCGGACGCGAAAGGCAGCUUGACCGCGGUGGAGUCGAAGCUCCCAGGCCGUCGAAGACCGGCAGCAAGGCACGCAGAGCCGCUUGCGCUGGAGUCCCACCCCCGGGCCGCGGCCGAAACGGGCCGUGCCGAUUUCGGGCAGGCAAUCGACGAGGCCCCCCCAAGCAACCCGGCCACAGCCCGGGCCCCCACCCCAAAGGGAGGUCACCGCGAACACCGCUUGCGGGCAGAUUGGCCAAGUGAUGCGAGCUGGGCUCACGAGACGCCAGACCAGGCCCGCGGCACGACUGCAAAGGAACCACCGCGUCUCCGACAGCAACCGCCGGUAGCACGUCAUCAUGAGCACUCCCCGCGUGCAGGCUGGCCAAGCGACGCGACCCGGGCUCACGAGACGCCGGACCAGGCCCCCGGCACGACCGCAAAGGAGCCACUGCGUCCGCGAUCACAACCGCCGGCGGCACGCCACCGUCAACCAGACCGGCCAAGCGAGGAGCCACCACGUCUGCGAUCACAGCCGCUGGUGGCACGUGAUUGUCAACACUUCUUGCGUUCAGAUUGGCCGAGUGAUACAAGCUGUGUCCAAAUUUCGAGUGAACCGAAGGCAUCCACUCGUCUCUUUCUACCAGCUCAGCCGGAGCCAAAGGGUCAAAGACAUCAGGAGACGGAGAAGAGCUCAGUUUCAAAGUGUCCUUCGUGCUGCUGCGUGGCACUAGUCUGCCUUAUCCUGCUGGCUGUGGUGGCCGUCGUCCUCACCAUCUUUUACGUGUCCGAGAGCAGAUGA